AUGGGUGAAAGGACGGACGACAGUGAUGUAGUGGUCACAAUAGGAGUUUGUGCAAUGGCAAAGAAAGCGAUGUCAAAACCAAUGAAGGAAAUUUUGAGAAGAAUGGACAAGUUCCAGCACAUUAAGAUAAUAAUAUUUGACGAGAAAAUGAUAUUAGAUUCACCAAUAGAAUCAUGGCCCAUCUGUGAUGCACUGGUCAGUUUUUAUUCUGAAGGAUUUCCUCUCAAAAAAGCUAUUGCUUAUUCGAAACUCCGGAAGCCUUACCUUGUCAAUGAUCUUGAGUCCCAAUACAUUUUAAUGGAUAGAAGAAGGGUUUAUGAGUGCUUGACGAGAGAAGGUGUUCCAGUUCCGAGAUACGCAUUUGUUGAUAGGACAUCAGAAAACCCAGUGAAAGUUGUUGA
This is a messenger RNA of Schistosoma margrebowiei, 401 nucleotides long. The record is from the annotation of a GenBank genome assembly. NCBI's taxonomy places the organism in Eukaryota, Metazoa, Platyhelminthes, Trematoda, Strigeidida, Schistosomatidae.